Molecule: messenger RNA, 1128 nt
Organism: Pneumocystis carinii B80
Lineage: Eukaryota; Fungi; Ascomycota; Pneumocystomycetes; Pneumocystales; Pneumocystaceae
Exons: 2
Coding region: 47-1084 (345 amino acids)
Cellular component (GO): catalytic step 2 spliceosome
Source: RefSeq, a predicted model, not a curated record
GAAAAAGAUUUUUUCAAAAAAACCCAUAUUUUCGUCAGAUUUUUUGAUGAAAAAAGAACAAAUUAUUAAUGAAAAUAAGGAUUUAAAAUGUAUUCCAAAAAACCCGGUUGAAAAAGACAAUAUAAAGCCUUUUAUCAGGAAAAAAAGAAUACCUCAUGUCUUGGAAGAAGAUGUAUACCAGGAAGCAUUGAGUGAUAUUAUCAGGAGAGAUUUUUUUCCGGAUCUUCAUGAAGAAUAUUCUAAUGAAAUGGUCUCUUCAUUGUGUAAAAAAGGUCUUUCUUUGGAUGAAUUUCAAGCAACAUAUACAUCAGAAGAUAAUGCCUCUUUUUCGGAUAUUUUAGAGCGGCAGAAUGAACGUCAAAGAGAAGCAUAUCGUUGGGUCUGGGAUAAUAGAAACAAGAUUGAUAGUGAUCGUGUUAAAGAAGAGGAGCGACGUCGGAUAAUGGCGGGGAAUAAUAUUGGGAAUAUAGAAGGGCGACCAGCCCAACCAGAAGCAUGGCCUUUUAAUCCUAUGAAUGCAUUGAUGUUUACGCCAGAGACAGAUUAUACGAAAGCUAAAUCUCUGCCAUUAGAAGCAGAAAAGUCAAUUGUAUAUCAUGCAACACGAAUGCCAUUAGAAAGGCAAGAAUAUGUUGCAUCACCGUCUGUUUCAGCGAUUGAUAAAGAACCAGAAGUGGCAGGAUGGACAUUUGUCGAUGAGGCGCCUACGCCAUCACCAAAAGUCUUAAAAAAGUCAAGAAAAUUAAGUAAAGGAAUGGGAUCGGAGUCAGAGUCAAUUGGGACUCCAGGAACACCUGGACGAGGGUUUAAAAUGCCGGAUAUUCCAGCAAGAGAGAUAUUACAUCAUCGAAUAACAGAGGAAAUUAAAAAGAAAAAGCGUGCAAAAACACCAGCAGCAUUUCUAAAAGAAAUACCCAAGUUUUCAAGCAGUCCUGAUCUAAGGAAAGUUAUGCUUAGCCCUGGGGGCAGGCUUCUUCUUGCAGCAACUCAGAGACAUGCAAGUGCAAUCAGGAAUGAUUUAAAAACGCCUCGAAUGAGUCUUUUAAAUAACGAAACAACCGAUAUAACACCAAGAGCAACAUAAAAAUAAUAAGAUAUUCUUUAUUUAUUAUUAAAACAAUGGCUCAA